Messenger RNA from Epithele typhae, 3081 nucleotides. RefSeq lists its product as uncharacterized. Gene Ontology annotation, biological process: translation reinitiation; formation of cytoplasmic translation initiation complex. Lineage: Eukaryota; Fungi; Basidiomycota; Agaricomycetes; Polyporales; Epitheliaceae. Bases 1 to 3081 code for a protein of 1026 amino acids. Gene Ontology annotation, molecular function: mRNA binding; translation initiation factor activity. The record is from RefSeq and is a predicted model, not a curated record. The transcript has 5 exons. Gene Ontology annotation, cellular component: multi-eIF complex; eukaryotic translation initiation factor 3 complex, eIF3e; eukaryotic translation initiation factor 3 complex, eIF3m.
AUGGCGCCGUUCUCAAAGCCAGAGACGGUCCUCAAGCAAGCCGAGGGCCUCGUCUCUGUCGGCCAGACCCAUGCAGCCCUCCAAUCCCUCACCGAAAUGUUCUCCUCGAAACGCUUCCGCUCCACUCCUCUCGUCUCCCUAGAACCCAUCAUGCUCCGCUUCAUUGAGCUCUGCGUUGAGCUUCGCAAGGGUCGUACCGCCAAGGAAGGUCUCAUGCAGUACAAGAACAUCGCUCAGAACUCGAGUGUGGCGUCAAUCGAGGUCGUUGUCAACCGCUUCAUUCAACUUGCCGAUGCGAAGGUCCAAGAUGCCCAGGAAAAGGCCGACAAGGCCAUCGCUCUCGAUGUGGAUGAUCUGGAGGCGAGCGAGACUCCGGAGAGCAUCCUCCUCGGUGCGGUCAGUGGCGAUCAGACGAAGGACCGAACGGACCGUGCACUCGUUACCCCCUGGCUCAAGUUCCUUUGGGAGAGCUACCGCACCGCUCUGGAGACCCUCAAGAACAACGCGCGGCUUGAAAGCAUUUACCAGCAAAUCGCCCAACAAGCCUUCAAGUUCUGCUUGAAACACCAGCGCAAGGUCGAGUUCCGCCGUCUUUGCGAGACUCUCCGUCUCCACCUUGGCAAUGUCGCCAAGUACGCUCACCAGCCCCACGCCAUCAACCUCUCCGACCCCGACACCCUUCAGCACCACCUCGACACUCGCUUCGCUCAGCUCAACACCUCGGUGGAACUCGAGCUAUGGCAAGAAGCUUUCCGCUCCGUCGAGGACGUUCACAACCUCCUCACUAUGGCCAAGAAGGCACCACGCCCGACGAUGAUGGCCAACUACUACGAGAAACUCACGAAGAUCUUCCUCAUGAGUGGCAACGCACUCUACCACGCUGCUGCCUGGGGGCGCUACUAUGCCAUGGUCUCUGCCAUCGGUGGGAAGUCAGAUGAGGAGAUGAGCCGGUUGGCCGGCCAGGUUCUCGUCAGCGCGCUCGCCGUCCCCGUCGGGCUCGGUGGUGCAGAAGGUGUUGAGGAGACGAAGGGCAAGAACGGUCGACUGAGCGCCCUUCUCGGUCUCAGCAAAACCCCCACUCGUACCGGUCUUCUGCGUGAGGCGUUGUCCCGCAACGUGCUCAGGCUCUCUCCCGCCUCCGUCAAGUCGUUGUACAACGUCCUGGAAGUUACAUUCGACCCCCUGACCUUGUGCGCUUCCGUCGCUCCUCUCCUCCAAAACCUUGCGGAAGACACUCUGUACUCUUCCUAUAUCCCGCUCCUUCAACAUGCCCUCCUCUCUCGUCUCCUUUCGCAACUUUCACAGGUCUACAGCACUGUGAAAAUUGACAAGCUUCUUGAGUUCGCUGCUCCUCUUCGGGACAUCAAGGUCGAGGGUGGUAGCUCCUACGACGACGAGCAAAUUGAGGCCUACAUCAUGGGUUGCGCUCGUCGCGGCGAGCUGAAUGUUCGUGUAGACCACGCCGCCGGCAGCAUCACCUUCGCAGACAGCGCCUUCGCCGUUGUAGAAGAUCCUAAUUCGUCGACCUCCAUGGCGAACUCGGGCGCCGUUCAGCCUUCGACUUCGGAGUUCGUGCGCACCCGCCUCAGCAGUGUUGCCCUCACACUUCACAAUUCGCUGGCGACUAUCUACCCCCCGACCGCGCUUAGCGAACAGGAACAGCAGACCAAGUUCGCCGCGCUCGUCGCCGCCGCCCAAACCGAGCGCAAAGCCCUUCAGAUCCGGCGUGCGAUUGUUGCUCGUCGCCGCGAGCUACUCUCUGAGCUCUCCGUCCGCAAGGAGAAGGAGGAGGCUAGCCGUCGCGCUGAGUUUGCUCGCAGGCAGCAGGAGGAGGAGGCCCGCAAGGCCGUUUUGGAGCUGCGCAACAAGGAGGCUGAACGUGUACGCAAGGAGAUGGAACGCGUCCGGAUCGAAGAGGCGAAGAAGCUCGCGCAAAGCAUGAAGGAGAAGGGAACUCUGAAGGUGGACAUCGAGGAUAUGGAGAACCUCAACUCGGACAAUCUUAUGCGUCUUCAAGUCGAGCAGCUCGAAAAGGAGAAGAAGGAGCUCAACGAGCGCAUGCGUAUCCUCUCCAAGCGCCUCGACCACGUCGAGCGUGCAUACCGCAAGGAGGAGCGCCCGCUUCUCGCCAAGGACUACGAGGUGCAGCAGGCCAAUGACCGCGCGGCCUUCGAUGAAACACGGAAGAGUCACUUGGAAGCUCACCGUCAAGCGCAUCUCCACGACAUGGAGACCAAGAAGCGGCUCUCGCGCAUGGUCAUCGACGUUCAGCAGAUCAAGGAGACCAUCACCGCUCGUCGUGGUGAGGAGUACACCAAGACACAGGCGAUUGCGCAGAAGAAGAUGGAGGACGAGAUAGCCAAGCGUCGUGCUUCGAUUCUCCAGGGUCGCGAAGAGGAGCGUCUACGGAGGGAGGAAGAGGCGCACCGGCGGCGCGAGCAGGAGGAGGAAGAGGAGCGUAUCGAAGCAGUGCGCAUUGCGGAGGAGGAGCGCAAGGCCGAGGAAGAGGCCGCUGCCGCUGCUGCCAUCGAAGCCAAGAAGCGCGAGGAAGAGGAGCUCGCCGCCGCCAGGCGGAAGAAGCGAGAUGAGGAACGUCAGAAGGCACACGAAGACGCUGUUCGCCAGCAGCAGCGCGAAGAGGAGGCACUGCGGAGGCGAGCAGAACGCAAGGCUCAGGAAGCUGCUGCCGCCGCCCCACAAGCUGCUGCUGCUGCCGUCCCACAAGCUCGCCCUUCACCUUUCGGAUCGCGGGGCGGAGACGAUGGCUGGCGCCGCGCUCCCCCUGCCGCUACCCCACCCCGGACAGAAAGCCCAGCACCCGGAACACCUGGCAAGUACCGUCCUGGUGCGUUCGCAGGUGCGACCGCCAACGCUCCGACGAGUGGUGGUGGAUGGCGGGCGCGUUUGGCGGCCAAGGACGGCGGUAGUCCUGGAGACGCGUCUCCCGCUCGCCCUGCGUCUCCCGCCGUCCCCCCUCCUCCACCUGCGCAGGACCAGCCCAAGGACACAGAGGGCUUUCAGACCGUCGAAAAGAAGGGAGUGUGGCGGGGCUCCCGCCUCCAGGCUCGUCGGGGUGCUUAA